ACGUAAUUACUAUUUGUUUUAUAUUGCUUUUAUUUACAGUUCUUUUACACUUGUACUAAUUUGCAGGUACGCUGGUUGCCGUAUGGAGCUUUUCCUGCACAAUAAGUGCCUAAGACUAUGUUUAUGGGAUGUAUUCGCUAUCAGGGCAUCAUAGAGCCAUAUAUGCCCGAUCGAGUUGUUCGACAGUUGGGUUUUAUACAGGAGAUUCCUGGAGACAUGAUUAGGCCUGAUGAUGCUCAGAGACCACUUAGUGUGAAGUCUUAUAGGGUUAGUUUUUCAGCCCAAAUGACCACUCUCAUGUGGGAUAGAUUUGUCCCCGGUGCUGCGUUCAGUCUUCUGCUUGGUGGAUAUACUAGAGUUCCACGUGGCGGACAUACUUGUGCGCCCGACUACCUACCAUGGUUUAGGAGAGUUAGCCAUCCUAUCGUCACUCCUAAUGUUGAGGAUGAUCACGGUCUUCCUGAGAGGACCAACGUUGAUUACUGGGUAGGGCGAUUCAUGGUUACGGCGCAGUGAUCACUUAGUGAGUACCCUACGCUAUCAAGGAACACCAAAGCAAUGUUGGCGCAGGUGAUUGAUGAUUGGAAUGCAAUAAAUGGACUUAGAGAUUAGUUGUAAUAUGUAUUUUAGCUUUGACUUUGUUGUUUUAUUAGACUAUGUUUUGGAUGUUGUUAGUGGACAUUUAUGUUUUACACAUUUGUUGGGAAUUAUCAAGUUGACAUUUAUGUAUUAGUUUUUUAUUUUCUAA
Chenopodium quinoa (quinoa) is the source of this 748-nucleotide messenger RNA. RefSeq lists its product as uncharacterized. The transcript has 2 exons. The record is from RefSeq and is a predicted model, not a curated record. NCBI's taxonomy places the organism in Eukaryota, Viridiplantae, Streptophyta, Magnoliopsida, Caryophyllales, Amaranthaceae. The coding region runs from base 118 to 516 and encodes 132 amino acids.